AAAAAGGAUAUAACAGCUAUUCAGAAAAAACUUGGUAUUAAUAGUAAUAUGUUAAAGCAAAUAAAACACAAGCCUGAUGGAAAAACACUUGCUGAUUCAUAUAAGUUGCUACUAUAUUUGGUGAGAGAUUUAAUACUGAUACAAAAAAAUCUUAACAUUGAUGGCAACCUCAUUCUGGUAGUGAAAUAUAAUAAUAUGGCAAAUCAAAACAAUAGAAAUUCUUCUAAUUUGUCACUUUCAAAAUUAUUUAAUUUGCUUUUAUACUUGAAAGAGGAUAUAAAUAUAAUUCAGGAAGAACUUGAUAUUGUUGGUUAUACUAAUGAAAAAAUAGCAGAAGAAGCUGAUAAAAAUGCGAGAGUAUACCUCUAA
Messenger RNA from Ambispora leptoticha, 369 nucleotides. NCBI's taxonomy places the organism in Eukaryota, Fungi, Glomeromycota, Glomeromycetes, Archaeosporales, Ambisporaceae. The record is from the annotation of a GenBank genome assembly.